AGUUUGCUGUCCUGACUAACCCAACCCCAGCUUCUGCAGACAAUCUCAGCCCAAGUCCAGUCAUCAUGGGGAAGGAGAAACUCCACAUCAACAUUGUUGUGAUCGGCCAUGUGGACUCUGGGAAGUCCACCACCACGGGCCACCUCAUCUACAAGUGUGGCGGCAUCGACAAGAGAACGAUAGAGAAGUUUGAGAAGGAAGCUGCUGAGAUGGGAAAGGGGUCCUUCAAGUACGCCUGGGUGCUGGACAAGCUGAAGGCGGAAAGGGAGCGCGGCAUCACUAUUGACAUUUCACUGUGGAAAUUUGAAACAAGCAAGUACUAUGUGACCAUCAUAGAUGCUCCAGGCCACAGGGAUUUCAUCAAGAAUAUGAUCACUGGAACCUCCCAGGCCGACUGUGCUGUGCUCAUUGUGGCAGCAGGAGUGGGAGAAUUCGAGGCAGGUAUUUCCAAGAAUGGACAAACCCGUGAGCAUGCCCUUCUGGCAUACACCCUCGGAGUAAAGCAGCUCAUUGUGGGCAUCAACAAGAUGGACUCCACCGAGCCAAACUACAGCCAGAAGCGUUAUGAAGAGAUUGUGAAGGAAGUGAGCACCUACAUCAAAAAGAUUGGCUACAAUCCAGACACUGUUGCCUUCGUGCCCAUUUCAGGUUGGAAUGGAGACAACAUGCUUGAGCCCAGUCCAAAUAUGACUUGGUUUAAGGGGUGGAAGAUCACCAGGAAGGAUGGCAGUGCAUCUGGGACCACACUUUUGGAAGCUUUGGAUGCCAUUCAGCCUCCGACCCGUCCAACGGACAAACCUCUACGUCUUCCUUUGCAGGAUGUCUACAAGAUAGGAGGUAUUGGAACUGUGCCUGUGGGUCGUGUGGAAACAGGCAUCCUGAAGCCCGGCAUGGUUGUGACAUUUGCCCCGGUAAAUGUGACAACCGAGGUGAAGUCUGUGGAGAUGCAUCAUGAGGCGCUGACAGAAGCUCUCCCAGGCGACAAUGUGGGCUUCAACGUUAAGAAUGUGUCCGUGAAGGAUAUUCGUCGUGGCAACGUGGCUGGAGAUAGCAAAAAUGAUCCUCCACAGGAAGCUGCCAACUUCACUGCUCAGGUGAUUAUCCUUAACCACCCAGGCCAGAUCAGUGCUGGUUAUGCUCCUGUUCUGGACUGCCACACUGCUCACAUCGCCUGCAAGUUUGCAGAACUCAAGGAAAAGAUUGAUCGCCGCUCUGGCAAGAAGCUGGAGGACAACCCCAAAUCUCUCAAGUCCGGAGAUGCCGCUAUUGUAGAGAUGAUUCCUGGGAAGCCGAUGUGUGUUGAGAGCUUCUCUGAGUACCCACCACUGGGUCGUUUUGCUGUACGUGACAUGCGUCAGACUGUGGCUGUUGGUGUGAUAAAAGGUGUGGAGAAGAAAGUGUCUACCACUGGCAAAAUCACCAAGUCUGCUCAGAAGGCCCAGAGGAACAAAUGAAUGUUGUGUUGCUCUGCCGACCACAAGGUCUCUCAAGGCAGGACAUCGCUCAUCCAACUCUAUCGUACGAUUGGCCGCUUCAACACAAUAAUUAAAGACUGGUUAAUCAUCACAAUGCAUCGCAAAAGCAUCCGAAGGAAAGAAACUGUAGAGCUGUAUUCCUUGCUCUGGCACUCCUGGCUUCAUUUCAGUAGUUAGAUAUGUGUUAAAAAUAACGUUCACUGUAGACUAUUGAUUUGGUUCAUGGCAAUACCUUUAUCUUAAGAAACGGAACAUAUAGAAAUACAAUGUAAUUUUAUCAACCUAGCUAUCUGGAGUGCUAGUCCUACUCUACAUGUCCUGCUUUCAGUGUUUGUUUGCAACUACAUGGUGCUCUACACAAGUGAACAAUAGUUACAA
Nematolebias whitei (Rio pearlfish) is the source of this 1853-nucleotide messenger RNA. It is a transcript of the gene eef1a1a, whose product is annotated as eukaryotic translation elongation factor 1 alpha 1a. Gene Ontology annotation, biological process: translation; translational elongation. Lineage: Eukaryota; Metazoa; Chordata; Actinopteri; Cyprinodontiformes; Rivulidae. Bases 66 to 1454 code for a protein of 462 amino acids. The transcript has 7 exons. The record is from RefSeq and is a predicted model, not a curated record. Gene Ontology annotation, molecular function: translation elongation factor activity; GTP binding; GTPase activity.